CGCAUGUGAGGUAUAUUCCUCACCGCCCGGCCGGCAUGGCCUGCCAGUCUUCGCGCCUUGGCCAUAUAUACCUGAUGCGACAUGCGCGCUCGCUGUCUCACCUUCUACCCCAAGAGCGCGUUGUCAAAGCUCUCCUCCGUCCCCAGGACCUAACAGCAGCGCCGCUCCUCCUCCGCCUGCCUGCUGCCCAACGUCGUCUCUGACAGGCUGCCUUGCCCCAACAAUUUAACAACGCAUUGUCCUAUUGGAACAACACAGCAACGCAAUCUCUCGUCCAGGCUUUUCUUUGUCCGGGGGGUCAAAGAAGUCUUUGAGACAUAACCAGCCUCCAGCCGCCGACGACAUCGAGAACUCGCACUCCUCACACCCCAACGCUUCUUGCCACACAGACCACUUCUCAAAAGCUUGCAGGCCAAGCCGAUCCAUAUACACCAAUCCCAUCAUGGUUGCCAUGGGCGAAACGAUCACGAUAGUCAACAAAUCUGGGAAAGUGGUCAGCACAUCCAAACACCUCGUCAACAUCUUCAACGAAGCCAAGAGUGCGUAUAAUCAGCGAAAGGCGGAGCUGAAAGCUUUUCGGAGGAACCAACAAGGAGGCAGAAAGGAUGAUGAGAGGACGGCGAGAAGGCGUCUCGAUGCCUUGACACUCGCGGACGACGAUUCAACGUACAGACACCACUCUCGAAGAGGGAGUGAUUCCGGACGGUCUACGAGCCGGGGACAUGCGUCGGAAAGAGGAGCGCGGCGACCACGACCUCCUAUAGAACGUGGAGUCACCGACAGUUUCUACACCAACGACCGGCGGAGCAAGCGAGACUCCCCACCCCGCAGCUCCCAGGCCCCAUCACCACUUCGUCAACAAGUCGAUACUUCUCCGCGAGCCGGUGAGCUUACCCGCCGCCACACCGAUGAUGUGGCUUUCAGAAGUCAUCGGUCGCCGAGAUCCCGCAGAGCUAGCCUCGACGACAUCGACAUGGAUCUUGCCUAUGGUGAGCUCCCACCGCCACUUCCCGAACGGAAGUACGACGAGGAAAUCGAGCUGCGUGCGAAGAUGAGCGGCCUACAGCGUCUUCUGGACGAGUGCAACUGUCUCCAACAUUCCGUCACGGCCAUCAUAGAGAAUCUGCAAAAGAACCCCGAUGCUUUGGCCGCGGUCGCCGUGACGCUCGCGGAGAUUAGCAACCUCCUGUCAAAGAUGGCGCCCGGUGCUUUGGCUGGUCUCAAAGGCGCUUUCCCCGCCGGUGUCGCCCUUCUGGCCAGCCCCGAAUUCGCCAUCGCCAUCGGUGUGGGCGUGGGCGUCACCAUCAUCGCGUUGGGAGGAUACAAGAUCAUCAAGAAGAUCAAGGCGCGGAAAGAGGAAGAAUUGCAGCCCCACAAAGCGAUCGAACUGCGAAGACGUAAGAGCACAGACAGCGAGCUGGAGACGGUGAAGGAGCUGGACCGUGUUGAGGCUUGGAGACGCGGGAUUGAUGGUGAUGACGCGGAGAGCGUGGGCACCAGUGUCGAAGGUGAAAUCAUCACACCGCGCGCGGCCAAGACACUCAUGGAAGAGGGCAGGUUCCAUGAGUCGGAUCUCCAAUCGCGGACUGGCAGUGACGCCCAGAAGAAGCGAAGCAAGAAGCACCGAUCAUCCGGCAGUGAGAGGGGCAGUGAGAAGACCAGCAGGUCUAGCAAAGGCAGGUCGGACGUUCAUGCGAAGAGCAAGACGGAGCAUGGUGGGCUGCGGAUGCUGUUCAAGAAGUGAACUAUGAUGUGAAUGACCAUACCUCGCAAUACUAAUCAAUUUCGGACCAUCUCAUUGUGCGAUGGCACCGUAUCUCACUGUUUGCAUUCAAGACAGACAGGAGCCUUUCCCAUUCCUUGUCACGUGAAUGCGAGAUACUAGCGUGUCGCGCUAAGCUGCUUUGGGUGAGAAGGCAAACACGGGUGAAGCUCGCGGAGCUCCGGGGUUUGCCUGAUCGUGAAUGUCGCGAUAGCUACCUUACAUCCUUCUAC
Neohortaea acidophila is the source of this 1995-nucleotide messenger RNA. RefSeq lists its product as uncharacterized. The transcript has a single exon. Bases 443 to 1744 code for a protein of 433 amino acids. NCBI's taxonomy places the organism in Eukaryota, Fungi, Ascomycota, Dothideomycetes, Mycosphaerellales, Teratosphaeriaceae. The record is from RefSeq and is a predicted model, not a curated record.